GGCGCCAAGAUCCCCACAUAAAGUACAAGCCUGGUUGGACCUAAUUUCCCGUCAUUCCCUCCUUAAUUUUUAUAUAUAUAUUCUCCUUAAGAAUAAACAGGGUAAAUAUACAGAGAAAGUAAAGGGAAAAAAUGAUUUGUUCGGCAAGUCUCAUUCUCCUCCGCGUCUGCCCACUCCCAUAUUCAACUUGAUUUUUCUCUUCUCAUUUCUCCUUUCUCCUUUCUUUCCUUCUUCCUUUCUUACUGCUCCAAGAACACACCUUGUGUAUGGCCAAAGCUGGAGUCAUGUAUGAAACCGAUUCAUCCAUGGAGGCAAAGGCCGGGGAGCUGAAGAAAGAAUUGCAGAGACUGGUGAAGUCCAUAGCCGACGACGAUGAUUUUCGGCUCGAUGCUGUACGCGAGGCCAUGAGAGUAUUGUCUGCUCUGAGGGACUUGAAGAAAGCGAAGCGCUCCAUCUCUUUUAACCUUGAUAAUCUUACUGUUCCCGACGAGUUCAGGUGCCCAAUAUCCAAAGAACUCAUGAGGGACCCGGUCGUCUUGGCCAGUGGAGAGACUUACGACAAGCCAUUCAUUCAAAAGUGGCUGAACGAAGGCAACCGGACCUGUCCUCAAACUCAACAAGUCCUCUCCCACACAAUUCUGACCCCUAACCUCUUGGUGCGAGAAAUGAUUUCAAAAUGGUGCAAGGAUCAUGGGAUUGAACAGCCACCCUGUGUUUGGAAAUGUAACGAGGAAGUGUUCACUGAUGCAGACCGCAACCGUCUGAAUUCUUUGCUCGAGAAGAUGUCCUCUUCACUUUCUGUUCAGAAGGAGGCUGCAAAAGAACUUCGGCAGCUGACAAAGCGAAUGCCUUCAUUCCGGGGCCUUUUUGUUGAAUCUACCAAUGCCAUUCCUCAAUUGCUCAGUCCACUCUCAGCUGGCAGGACUAACUUGGAUCCCGAUCUCCAAGAAGAUUUGAUCACAACAGUCCUGAAUCUCGCAAUUCACGACAGUAAUAAGCAAAUUAUGGGGGAGAAUCCUUUGGUCAUUCCUCUACUUAAUGAUUCCUUGAAAUCUGGAUCCAUUGAAACCAGAAGCAAUGCUGCUGCAGCUCUCUUCACACUUUCGGCACUUGAUUCCAAUAAGAUUAUUAUUGGGGAGUCAGGUUCUCUGAAACAUUUGGUCGAUCUUUUAGAUGAAGGGAAUCCUUUAGCCAUGAAGGAUGCUGCUUCGGCAAUAUUCAACCUUUGUAUUAUGAUUGAGAACAAGGGGAGAGCUGUCCAUGCUGGGGCAGUCCCUGUGAUCCUGAAGAAGAUUAUGGACCGUGUGCUAGUUGAUGAGCUGUUGGCUAUUCUUGCAAUGCUUUCCAGCCACCAGAAGGCUGUCGAAGAGAUGACAGAGCUUGGAGCCGUGCCUUGCCUGCUUAGCAUAAUGAGGGAGAACAACUGCGAGCGCAACAAGGAGAACAGCGUAUCGAUCAUAUACACAAUAUGUUUCUAUGAUCGGAGUAAGUUGAAGGAGGUCAGGGAAGAUGAGGACAAAAACGGUACAAUUUCCACCAUCGCACGGACCGGGACCUCGAGGGCCAAAAGGAAGGCCAAUGGUGUCCUUGAGAGGCUGAACAAAGUUACUUCAAUCACACAUACGGCGUAAUGAAAGGAGUCGUCCCCGAGCACCCUCUGUACAUAUUCCCCAGUCCAAUUCCAACCAACCUUGUACAUAGCAGUCCCAAUCAAAACAUGGACCCUGUACAAAUAUUACAUAUUCUUACAGAUUUUUCUGAAAAUUCAGCCCACCUCAAGUUUUGGUCAGUAUAGAUAGACGAACAAAGGAUAUUGGAUUUUCAUCCUCAUUUAUGAUUAAACAAAUACAUAGCAGUACAGGUAUAGUUCACUUUUCUGGCAA
Malania oleifera is the source of this 1883-nucleotide messenger RNA. Its product is annotated as U-box domain-containing protein 9-like. The coding region runs from base 267 to 1631 and encodes 454 amino acids. NCBI's taxonomy places the organism in Eukaryota, Viridiplantae, Streptophyta, Magnoliopsida, Santalales, Ximeniaceae. The transcript has 2 exons. Gene Ontology annotation, biological process: protein ubiquitination. The record is from RefSeq and is a predicted model, not a curated record. Gene Ontology annotation, cellular component: nucleus; cytoplasm. Gene Ontology annotation, molecular function: ubiquitin-protein transferase activity; protein binding.